Messenger RNA from Zingiber officinale, 1348 nucleotides. RefSeq names its product serine/arginine-rich SC35-like splicing factor SCL30. The transcript is spliced from 8 exons. Gene Ontology annotation, molecular function: RNA binding. Gene Ontology annotation, biological process: mRNA splicing, via spliceosome. Lineage: Eukaryota; Viridiplantae; Streptophyta; Magnoliopsida; Zingiberales; Zingiberaceae. The coding region runs from base 256 to 1065 and encodes 269 amino acids. Gene Ontology annotation, cellular component: cytoplasm; nuclear speck. The record is from RefSeq and is a predicted model, not a curated record.
UGUCCCAAAUCGUGAUCCGUAGCCGUGUCUCGUCUCAUUGUUAGGGUUUGCUCCGACCGAGAGGACGCUGCCUACGAUACCUUCUUAUCGCCGGCUUGCACUCGUCGCCAAUCCGGGAGAUCCUGCUACUUCCUCUGUUUUCUGAUUGACAUUUUCGCUUUUCCUGUCUCCUUUAGGUUCGGUUUCUCCUUGGCCCGGAAAUGCCCAGCCGUUGCCCCUUUUUCUGUUUGAUCGUGUUGAAGAUCUCGAUUUCCAAUGAGGAGGUACAGUCCCCCUUACUAUAGUCCACCCAGGAGGGGUUAUGGUGGCAGAGGAAGAAGUCCACCUAGGAGAGGGUAUGGUGGUGGUCAUGGCGGGAAGGAACAGGGAUCUGGUAGCCUUUUGGUUCGAAAUAUUCCUCUAACUUGUCGACCUGAGGAUCUUCGAGUUCCAUUUGAAAGAUUUGGUCCUGUUCGAGAUGUUUAUAUGCCAAAGGAUUACUAUUCUGGAGAGCCUCGUGGAUUUGCAUUCAUAGAGUUUGUUGAUCCUUAUGAUGCUUCAGAGGCACAAUAUCACAUGAAUCGGCAAGUGUUUGGUGGUAGGGAGAUAGCUGUGGUUGUUGCAGCUGAGUCAAGGAAAAGGCCAGAAGAUAUGCGUAAAAGAGCUAAAGCCAGAGGGCCAUCUGGUUAUGAUCGCCGCCGCCCUUCUCAUUAUGGACGCUCUCGUUCAAGGUCACGCUCACGAUCUCCCCGUUAUUCUUCAAGGGCCCGACAUCACUCACGAUCCUACUCUCCCGCACCAAAAUCCCGCCAUGACAACUACUAUUCUCCAAAGAGAAGACAACGCAGUUAUACAAGAUCCCCUAGAGACCAUUCCAGGGAACACAUUCAGGAUGAAGACCACCGAAUCAAUUCUCCAAGCUACAUUGAUACUGAUAGAAAUGGAGAUGCUAAUGGUCACGAAGAGAAGCCUCAUGAUGCUGAGGGAUCAAGAUCCCAUCGCAGGUCGCCAAGGCAUCCUUCAGUUUCACCUCCAGGAUCAAGGUCAAGAUCUACUGAUUCAAGUCCUAGGCGAAACAGCAAGUGAAUGGCACAACUUUUAUUCAUUUCAGCUUCAAUAAGCAUCUUGUACCUUUCAUGGCAACCAGAAACUAGAUGACACUCCCUAGUUUUGAAGUCUUUUUGUGCUGGACGAGUUAUACUAGGAUUCUGUGGGUUGGCCUGUGAGAUAUUUCACAUGGAUUGUGAUGUUAAUUAAAAACCCUAUCUAUUUGGCUUCAUUAAAAACUUAUCCAUCAUCAUGUUUGAGUUAAAUUUCAUUGCAAAACUUUUAAGUGUAAUCUUGGGGGUGAUUGGUUUGGUCCUCAAAA